AUGGACAAUGAGACAAAUAACGAAACAACAAAACCAACAUCACAGGCUGCGUCAUUGGAUGCGCCUGAACAUCAAUUACCAAAGGCUGCGUCGUCGGAUGCGCCUAAACAUUCAGAACAAAGGGUUGCGUCUCAGGAUGCGCUUAAGCGACAACCGCUCAAGGCUGCGUCCUCCGAUGCCCCUAAGUCUAAAAAUGCAAAUGAUGCGCCGAAGAAGGCUGCGUCCAAGGAUACGAUGAGGAAGGUAGCGGUACGGAAUGCGCCAACCCAGGCAGCGUCCCGAGAUGCACCAUCCACGUCGUUGUCCAAGGAUGCGCCGUGCAAGGCAACUCCCUCUACCCGACCAAGGACGGCUACUACAACGGUGGAACCAAGGAAAGACGCACUCCGAGAUGCGCCAAUUAAGGCUGCGUCAAAGGAAGCGUCCUCCAAGGGAAAACCAGUGGUGCUGACCGAGGCUGUGGCGGAGGGUUUGUCUUCAAAGGCUGCGUCAGAUGCAGAAAUAGACUAUCCAACGAUGGAUAUGUCAUCCCUUAAGGAUGCCAUACAAUCACCAUCAGACUCAACCUGGAAAACAAUAACAAAACCAAUGUCGGCCUCUAAGAAGCGGCGCCUUAAAGCCAAAGCGAAGGCAGCGGCACAACGUGCAUUGGCAGCAGAUGCUGCGAGGCAGAUCGCGGGACCGGGUUCUCGCCCAGUGGAAACCAAACCAGUAGGAGAGGCAUACGCAAGCGCAGCAUGA
Galleria mellonella (greater wax moth) is the source of this 741-nucleotide messenger RNA. RefSeq lists its product as uncharacterized. The record is from RefSeq and is a predicted model, not a curated record. NCBI's taxonomy places the organism in Eukaryota, Metazoa, Arthropoda, Insecta, Lepidoptera, Pyralidae. The transcript has 2 exons. Bases 1 to 741 code for a protein of 246 amino acids.